Molecule: messenger RNA, 1098 nt
Organism: Pararge aegeria (speckled wood butterfly)
Lineage: Eukaryota; Metazoa; Arthropoda; Insecta; Lepidoptera; Nymphalidae
Exons: 2
Source: RefSeq, a predicted model, not a curated record
AUGCUGCCGGGGACAAGGGUGUUAUGCUAUGCGGAUGACACUCUAGUCACGGCACGCGGGAGCACCUUUGCGGAGGCGUCCCGCCUGGCCACGGUCAGCGCGUCUCUAGUGGCAAGGAGGGUCCAGGCCUUGGGUCUGAGGGUUUCGGUCCCUAAGACCGAGGCCCUCCUCUUCCAUGGCCCUCGCAGAGGUCCACCACGAGGUGCCCAAAUCACCGUCCAGGGUGUUCAGGUGGAAAUAAAGGCCCAGAUGAAGUACCUGGGCCUCACCCUGGACGGACGGUGGAGUUUUAAAGGGCACUUCGAGCUGCUUGCGCCCAGACUCGUCGGAGCGGCAGCCGCUCUGGGGGGCUUUUGCCCAACAUCGGGGGGCCGGACUCAGCCUGCAGGCGCCUUAUGGGUGCACGCAUUGACUCCGCAGAAUAUCACACUACUGCGGAGACCGCAACGCGUAAUCGCGGUGCGUGCGAUCCGGGGCUACCGUACGGUGUCUUGGACGGCAUCCACACUUCUUGCUGGCGACCCGCCGUGGGACCUGCAGGCUGAGGUGCUUGCACAGGUGCACCGCUACCGGUCAAGUGUGAGGACUCGAGGGGAAAGACCAGGACCCGAGGAGAUUGGGAGACUCCGUACCCUCGGAAGGGAGGUCCUGGUCCAGAGAUGGAGAGAAGACCUCGAGUCCCCGGUGGCGGGCAUCUGGACGGUGGAGGGCAUCCGGCCCCACCUAGAGCGGUGGCUGAAGCGGCGCCAUGGCGCGCUGACGUAUCGCCUCGUGCAGGUGCUUACCGGACACGGCUGCUUCGGUAAAUACCUGCACGGGAUCGCGAGGAGGGAGGCCUCGCCGAUCUGCCAUGAGUGUGACGCGCCUGAAGACACGGCGCUCCACACCUUGGCAGUAUGCGCGUCAUGGGCCCCGCAAAGACACGCAAUGGUGUCACUCCUGGACGGUGACCUCUCGCUGCCAAGUGUUAUCAAUCUGAUGCUCGGCAGCGAGGAGGGAUGGUCUACUGUCGCCUCCUUCUGCGAAGCCGUAAUGGGCUUGAAGGAGGCCUCGGAGAGGGAGAGAGAGCAGGCGGCUGAUGCUCUUCCCCUCCGAAGA